Messenger RNA from Pyrus x bretschneideri (Chinese white pear), 475 nucleotides. RefSeq lists its product as uncharacterized. Bases 1 to 249 code for a protein of 82 amino acids. The record is from RefSeq and is a predicted model, not a curated record. The transcript has a single exon. NCBI's taxonomy places the organism in Eukaryota, Viridiplantae, Streptophyta, Magnoliopsida, Rosales, Rosaceae.
AUGGAGAACAAGAACAUCACCACCAAGACGACGGGCGAAAACGACGACGACAACGGGAUCAUGGACGAAGAGGGGACAUACAGCUACACGGCUGUCCCAAUUCACAGCCAAGUGAUGAAGAUCAAGCAAGAGUUUGAGAAGAUCAAGCACCCGUCUCUGCAGCAGCCUGCAGAGACGAGGCUGAGAAGGGUGCUUCUCCGCGAGAUUACGCGCCAGCGCUCGCGUUCGCCGCUCGGGUUGGCUGCAUAGGGAUAAGCCUCGUUGGGGUUGCCCUGCCUGCAUCUGCAUGGUUAUGGUGGCGACGCUUUAGAGUUUACUUUUUUCUGGUUUAUUUCCUUACUGUUUUUCUUGCUUUUCUGUUUCUUCACCGCGCCAACUACGACAGUUCUGGUCUUUUGGGUUUUACUACGUCAGUUGUACAGGUUUCUGUUUUGUUGGAAAUUUAAGGAAUAGUGAAAUUAAUCUUAAUUUUCCA